CGAACGGUCGUGGCCUUGGAAGGAGCGGCAGGCUGCUACGUCAUCGAGCAUGACGCGUGAGAUGCCGAAUCGAGGUCCCCGGUUGCUUGGCCAGUCAAAAGGCAGGAGCGAGUGUCACCCCAGACUGUCCUUUUGGACUAGGAAAACGCUUGGCCUCGCCAUCAGGGCCCGUGUGCUAGGAUCAGGAGUUAGGGGUACCUGCCAAUUUCAACAACGACGGGACGCAGACGCGCUGCCAUCGCGCGCCGUGCGUUGCAUCUCGAAAUUGACAUCGUUCGGUCCAAAAAAGCCAAAGCCCGUCACGUCACCUCUCUUUGUUCACAACUCUCGGCCCUGACGCGACGGGUUUCAGCCUCAGAUUGUCUGUGAUUUGCGUGGCUUUUUUCCCCUCUGGGACCCAGCAUGCCGAUCGUUGCUCGAUGCGGGAAGGCACAUUUCGAUACGUCCACAUCGAUAAUACAGAAAAACCACAGUAUUUCCAUUUCCGCAUACAGGCGCUUGUCG
Messenger RNA from Lasiosphaeria miniovina, 504 nucleotides. RefSeq lists its product as uncharacterized. Bases 50 to 337 code for a protein of 95 amino acids. The transcript has a single exon. Lineage: Eukaryota; Fungi; Ascomycota; Sordariomycetes; Sordariales; Lasiosphaeriaceae. The record is from RefSeq and is a predicted model, not a curated record.